AGGUGUGUUUGGGCAUGUGAGUGUCUUUGCACAUAUCCUGAAGUCACUGUGGUGACUGAGCAGUGGUGUCUGACAGUCAGAGAUGGCAGUCCUGGGGUCCCUUGUCCAAGCCUGUGCUCUGGCCUUCCUGAUGCAGAUGGCAACUGCUCAGGUCUAUGACACCAGCCUAAAUCUCAACGGGUGGCACAGGGGUCCUCUUGUGUUCGAGGGUUCCCAGGGCACUGAGUCCAAUGUAUCAGAGGCCCUGCCAAACAGCACCAACACACAUCUGUACAUCAAAGGCUUCAUAGCUCUGGGCUUCUCAACCAUUGGCUUUGGAAGCUCACUUGUUCCCAUCAAACGUACCGAGACAGGAAAUGGCUUGUUCUUCCAGUGGGUUUUCUGCUCAACCAUGUGGCUUGAGUCUCUCCCUGUGCACUUUCUCCAGGGAAGCUCAGAAACAUGGCUCCUCAGCGUAGUGGCAGGAUGUCUGUAUGGCAUAGGCAACCUCACCAAUGUACCAAUCAUAAGGACCAUUGGCCUAGGACUUGGAUUUCUGAUCUGGUCAACAUUUUGUCUCCUUAUGGGCUGGGCCAGUGGCAGAUUCGGUUGGUUUGGACUUGAUCCACAGGAUGUAGCAAGUCCUGUGUUGAAUUACAUUGGGACUGGUCUGGCAACAGUCAGUGUGGUGAUUGUGUUGUUUAUGAAAAUGGAGACUAGGACAGAGGAUGAGCAAGCAGACGAUGUAGAGCCCCUCCUUGAGAACGACACUGACAAGGGUCAUGACAGCAAACUGGAGAGCCUAGUAGAUGAGUGCAUUCUGACUGAGUCCAAAGAAGAGGCAUGGGAGGACAAACUCAGCCCCCUUAAGAGAAAGAUAGUGGGCUGCUCUCUGGCUGCAUUUGCUGGCGUGCUCUAUGGAUGUUGUUACACACCAAUCAUCUUUGUGAAAAACAGUGCAAUAAGAAACAACACACAUUUUGCAGGUGCCAGUCAAUAUGCCCUAAUCCCAUUGAAUUCCGACAGAUCUGGAUUACAUUUUUCCAUUCAUGACUGGCGCUUGUGCCACACCGGCUCUUGCAUUCUUUGUUUAUUGUGUAAUCAUGAAGAACAGACCUCAUCUUCCUUCAAAAUGUGUCCUGCCAGCUUUUUUUGCAGGAACCUUGCAGUUUGGAAGCCAAAUUGCAUGGUUUUUGUCUUGCUAUUAUAUUGGAAGUGUUGUAACAUACCCUAUUGGUACAGCUGGACCUUCUCUUGUGUCUUUGGCAUGGAGUGUAUUUUGCUUCCGAGAGAUUAAGGGAACCAAGAACUUCAUUCUGCUUGGUGUUAUUUUGUUAACUGUUCUUACUGGUAUUACACUAAUUUCAGUUUCAAAAUAGGCUAAAUUAAGCUUCAUCCUGAAGCAAAUUGAAAUAAUUUCUUUGAAAUGUUGAAAUUAAUUGUGUGUUGUUGUUUUAGCCUGUGUGUUGUUGUUUUAGCCAUGUUUUACACUUUAAUAAAAUGUAAGACACCCCCUC
Messenger RNA from Alosa sapidissima (American shad), 1496 nucleotides. RefSeq names its product transmembrane protein 144-like. Gene Ontology annotation, cellular component: membrane. NCBI's taxonomy places the organism in Eukaryota, Metazoa, Chordata, Actinopteri, Clupeiformes, Clupeidae. The transcript has 12 exons. The record is from RefSeq and is a predicted model, not a curated record. Bases 83 to 1276 code for a protein of 397 amino acids. Gene Ontology annotation, molecular function: carbohydrate transmembrane transporter activity. Gene Ontology annotation, biological process: carbohydrate transmembrane transport.